Arvicanthis niloticus (Nile rat) is the source of this 408-nucleotide messenger RNA. It is a transcript of the gene Nhlrc4, whose product is annotated as NHL repeat containing 4. Gene Ontology annotation, molecular function: protein binding. Lineage: Eukaryota; Metazoa; Chordata; Mammalia; Rodentia; Muridae. The record is from RefSeq and is a predicted model, not a curated record.
AUGUGCACAGCUUCACGUUCAGACCAACCCGGAAGCCCCUUGCUCCAACCUCCAUGCCUUUUUUGGGUAGGUCCAGGGCCUGUCGGGGGCUUUGCGGUGAGUGAAGAGUUUGGAGAUGUACAACUGUUUGGCAGUGCCCACCAGCCUCUGGGCUCCCUAGGAGUCCUGACUGGACAUAGCUUUGGCCAUCCAGCGGGUGUGUGCUCUGAUGCAGAGGGUAGCAUUAUUGUGGCUGAUGAGCAGAGGCACCAACCCAUCUGUUUCCCUGGGGUUGGGCCACAUAUCUGCUUGUGGUUGGAGGGACUAGAGAGGCCCUUGGGUAUGGCCUGUGCACCCCAAGGCCAACUAGUGGUGGCAGACGUGGGGGACAACUACAUCAAGGUGUACCAGUAUAUGGCCUACGGGUAG